Nicotiana attenuata is the source of this 468-nucleotide messenger RNA. RefSeq names its product fatty acyl-CoA reductase 1-like. Lineage: Eukaryota; Viridiplantae; Streptophyta; Magnoliopsida; Solanales; Solanaceae. Gene Ontology annotation, molecular function: alcohol-forming very long-chain fatty acyl-CoA reductase (NADP+) activity. Gene Ontology annotation, cellular component: intracellular membrane-bounded organelle. Bases 1 to 423 code for a protein of 140 amino acids. The transcript has 3 exons. The record is from RefSeq and is a predicted model, not a curated record. Gene Ontology annotation, biological process: suberin biosynthetic process; long-chain fatty-acyl-CoA metabolic process.
AUGGAAUCAUCUAAAAUUCAACAAUUUCUAGAAGGCAAAACUAUUUUCAUUACGGGUGCCACUGGUUUCCUUGCAAAAAUUUUGGUGGAGAAGAUACUUCGGGUUCAACCAAACAUGAAAAAGUUAUACCUUCUAGUAAGAGCUUCCGACACCAAAUCAGCCAAGAAACGUUUUUACGAAGAGGUUAUGCAGACUGAAUUGUUUAAGGUUCUAAGAGAAAAGAUAGGUGCAAAAAACCUAAACUCUCUCGUAGAAGAGAAGGUAUUUCCAGUUGCUGGUGAUAUUUCAUUUGAGGAUUUUGGAAUUGAAAAUUCGGAGAUAAAAGAUGAAAUGUUCAAAGAAAUCGACAUAAUUAUAAACUCAGCUGCAACUACUAGAUUUGAUGAGAGGUAUGAUUGUAAAAAUAUUAAUAAAGUAUUUUGAUGCAAGACAUUUGAUUUAAUUCCCUAUAUAACAUCGAUAGCAAUA